Gekko japonicus is the source of this 3560-nucleotide messenger RNA. RefSeq names its product grainyhead like transcription factor 2 (gene GRHL2). Gene Ontology annotation, molecular function: RNA polymerase II cis-regulatory region sequence-specific DNA binding; DNA-binding transcription activator activity, RNA polymerase II-specific. Bases 169 to 1890 code for a protein of 573 amino acids. The transcript has 16 exons. Gene Ontology annotation, biological process: regulation of transcription by RNA polymerase II; brain development; neural tube development. The record is from RefSeq and is a predicted model, not a curated record. Lineage: Eukaryota; Metazoa; Chordata; Lepidosauria; Squamata; Gekkonidae. Gene Ontology annotation, cellular component: nucleus.
UCACAGCCAGCUCGCUACUUUUCAGCUCCUGAACGGAUCAACUGUAAGAACCAGCUUGUGACCAUAGUGCCGAGUGAUGCUCCGUUCAAUUCUAGAAGAGCCUACACAAGUGAAGAUGAAGCUUGGAAAUCUUACCUGGAGAACCCCUUGACAGCAGCCACUAAGGCUAUGAUGAGCAUAAAUGGCGACGAGGACAGUGCUGCUGCUCUUGGAUUACUCUAUGAUUACUAUAAGGUUCCAAGAGAUAAGAGGCUGUUGUCUGUUAACAAAGUGAGUGACAGUCAAGAAGACCAAGAUAAAAGAAGCUGUCUUGUCACCAAUGAAGCUCAGAGAAACUUGAACAGCAGCGGUGAAAACAGAGUGCAGGUGUUGAAAACCGUCCCUGUGAAUCUGUCUUUGAAUCAGGAGCAGCUGGAGACAUCCAAAAGGGAGCAAUUCAGCACCAGCGUGUCUGGAAGCCCAACCUCGAUAUCUGUGACGGGAGUCAUGGUGGUGAAAGCAGAAGACUAUACCCCUCUUUACAUGGCACCCUCAGUGCAUUACGCAAGGGGCGAAAAUGAAGAGCAUCGGGGGGUUAUAUUUGAACAUGCGCAUUAUGAAGUGCCCAGCAUCACACCCCAUACAACUUACAUGAAAGACGACCAACGCAGUACUCCUGGUAGUACUUACAGUGAUACUUUCAAAGAUGGUGGUGCAGAGAAAUUUCGCAGUGGUUCUGUGGGGCCUGAGGAAUACAUUUAUGAACAAACAGCCAGCACAUUUCGGUAUACUUUGGAAGCUACCAAAUCUUUGCGUCAAAAGCAAGGAGAGGGACCGAUGACGUAUUUAAACAAAGGGCAAUUUUAUGCCAUCACACUGAGUGAGACUGGAGACAACAAGUGUUUCAGACACCCAAUCAGCAAAGUUAGGAGUGUGAUCAUGGUUGUCUUCAGUGAAGACAAAAACCGAGAUGAACAGCUGAAGCACUGGAAAUACUGGCAUUCCCGGCAACACACAGCUAAGCAGAGGGUUCUUGACAUUGCUGAUUACAAAGAGAGCUUCAACACAAUUGGGCACAUUGAAGAAAUUGCCUAUAAUGCAGUGUCUUUUACCUGGGAUGUCAACGAAGAAGCAAAGAUUUUCAUCACUGUGAACUGCCUGAGCACAGACUUCUCUUCUCAAAAAGGAGUGAAGGGGCUUCCUCUGAUGAUCCAGAUUGACUCGUACAGCUACAACAACCGCAGCAACAAGCCCAUCCACCGUGCCUUCUGCCAAAUCAAAGUUUUCUGUGACAAGGGUGCCGAGAGGAAGAUUCGAGAUGAAGAGAGGAAGCAAAACAGGAAGAAAGUGAAAGGCCAACUAUCACAACCCCCGUGUAGCAAUGCCGAUGGGAAACUCGCUGCUGUCCCUCUCCAGAAGAAGAGUGACAUCACCUACUUCAAAACAAUGGCCGACCUGGACUCCCAGCCUGUUCUUUUCAUACCAGAUGUUCACUUCGGGAAUCUCCAAAGGACUGGGCAGGUUUACUACAACACAGAUGACGAGCGAGAAGGAAGUAUCUUAGCUAAAAGGAUAUUCCGGCCAGUAGAGGAAGAGUUUGGCCCUCCACCACUGAAGCAAAUAAAAGAAGAAGGAGCCAAAAGAGUGCUGCUCUACGUGAGAAAAGAGGCUGAUGAAGUGUUUGAUGCUUUGAUGUUAAAGUCCCCCACUGUAAAAGGCCUCAUGGAAGCGAUUUCUGAGAAGUACGGCCUUCCAGCUGAGAAGAUCACAAAGCUUUACAAGAAGAGUAAAAAGGGGAUCUUGGUAAACAUGGAUGAUAACAUAAUUGAACAUUACUCCAAUGAAGACACUUUCAUCCUGAACAUAGAGAGUGUGACAGAAGGCUUCAAAGUCACGUUGACGGAGAUCUAAUCCUGUGUCGCAUCGCUCUCAUCUUAAGGAACAGUUCCCCUACAGCCCUGACGGCUGACUAAUGCUGAGAAAAGAGGGCGUUACAGAACUUCAUGGCAAACAACCACAUUCGUUUUCACCCCAGGAAACAAGUCUGACACACCUUCUCAUUAUUCCUUAUUUAUUGUUCCUCACUCUGCAUUGUGUAAAUAAUCAGUGGACCUUGGACUUCACCAUCUCACCCUCUCCUAGGGUGAAAUUGUGGCUUGUUAAAAAAAAAAAAUCAGCUCUUUAAUAUGGAAGAAAAUGGAUCUGAGGAAUCGUGUUCUUCCAGUUGGGACAAUACAAGCAAAACUGCACCCUCAGAAACAAAUGGCUAGAAAGUCUGGUAAUAUCAUUCACGCAGAGGUAAUGAUGGGAAAGUGGCUGAUGACUCCCGCCUGUGCAAAACUCCCAACAGUCGCUGAGUGUAACGUGUAGCUUAGCCAUAGAUCUCCAAGUACUUCCCCACCUGUGGCAAUGGGGACGGUUGAGUAAGGCAAUCAGAUGGUAUGUAAUUUGUAAGUAAAACGCCAUCCGUUUUAACCCUUUGUAUAUAAUGUUUAUAAUAUGUAAUAAUAUAUUCUUCCUGUGUGGAUGUGUUUACUUGCCCCUCUGUUGUAUGCUGGAAUUAGAUGAUGGCAGAAUCUCUUAUACAGGAGAGACAUUCUGCCAUCAGCUAUUUAGUGUGCAGAGAGGUUGAUGUUUCUGUACCUUUUGCCCAGGGCUUGUCCAUCUAUACUAGUUCUCCUUAUUGUCACAUCUGGCCGCAUCCCGGGAAGCUUUGGAAUGCUUGCGGUUGUGCUCGAGCUCCCAUUCCCUGUGCAGUGAAUCUUCACAGGCUUCACAUUUCCUGUGUUACUUGUCUUCUUUCUCUGCACCCCUGGACUUUCACUGUUGUUUUCUGAACCAUUGUUGGGUGCAGCCCUCCAUUUUGGUGCACUUUAGGCAUGCGCCUAGAGAUGAUGGGAGGAGCUUAUUGGUGAAGGCCCUGAGUUCAGUCCCCUUACGCUGAUCUUGGUAGAUCAGUGGUCUGAGUAUAAAGCAACUUCACGUGUUCAUGUGCUCUCCCACCAUGCUUGCUUUUGCUUCUGACAUCAGGUUUUUGGAAGACAUGUGAUUCCCAUUUCAGUUUGCCACGACUUUGGUCUCUUUUGAACACUAAAACCAAAACUGAAUUAAGCUGGAUAAUAGUUUAUAAUUAUAGCGGGGUCUGAAAUUAUUAGAUUUAGAUCUCUGCACAGGACAUCUGCUUUUUUAUUUCUUCUUUCGCCUGAAUGAAAGCAUCAAUUGAUCACUCAGACCCAUUUGCACAUUGUCUGUGUUUCAGGCACAUUGCCUGUGACGCAUGAAAGUGUGCUGUGUUAAUUGUGCCAAGAAAAGAACCACAUGUGACAGAAUGGGAAUGUGACACAGCUCACAUGGGGAAAUGGCUUUUUCUCCGUGGUGGUGUUGUAGGGAGAUGCAUGCCAAAAGUCCUGGAGAGCCACAUUGGCACUGGUGGUCUUUGUGCACUUGCAAAUGUAUUGUGUUCCCAUAAAAGGGGGCACAACUUGACCUCCCCCCUCCAUUCAUUUCUGUCCCUCCUACAACCUUUCUACAUCUUCUAACUCUACACACUUUGUAGCUGUUUUGUUUUUUCCUUCCUGUGA